This is a messenger RNA of Fopius arisanus, 650 nucleotides long. It is a transcript of the gene Pax, whose product is annotated as Paxillin. Gene Ontology annotation, biological process: actin cytoskeleton organization; muscle structure development; heart development. The record is from RefSeq and is a predicted model, not a curated record. Gene Ontology annotation, molecular function: actin binding; muscle alpha-actinin binding. Gene Ontology annotation, cellular component: filamentous actin; Z disc; adherens junction. NCBI's taxonomy places the organism in Eukaryota, Metazoa, Arthropoda, Insecta, Hymenoptera, Braconidae.
ACAAAAUUGACGGAAAAAUAAGAGGGGGAAAUAAAAAUGACAGAGUUGCGUGAGAAAACUGAACCAAGAGCUUUCAGUCAGUCUCGAAAGCUAGACGAGAUCACUGAGAUCAACAGUGGAAGUCACCAACUACAAACAGUGACAGACUCACCUUACGCAAAGCCUAACAAAGCGACGAAGAGUAGUCCAAGUCCAUUACCUCAAGAGUCAAGUGCGGCCCAGGCACGAGUUCACAUUACAGAGACCCACACGUCCCAUCAAUAUCAACCCCAACAAGGCGAAAGUAGUCAUACCGUUAUUAAUAUCAAACAGAACCAGUUGGAUUCUAUGCUUGGUAAUCUCCAGGCAGAUAUGAGUCGACAGGGUGUUACGACAACACAGAAGGGAUGCUGCAGUGCUUGCGAAAAGCCCAUUGUUGGACAAGUUAUAACUGCCCUUGGAAAAACAUGGCACCCUGAACAUUUUACUUGUACUCAUUGUCGUGAAGAAUUGGGGACCAGGAAUUUUUUUGAAAGAGAGAAUCAUCCUUAUUGUGAGAAUGAUUAUCAUAAUUUGUUUUCACCGAGAUGUGCUUAUUGCAAUGGACCAAUUUUGGAUAAAUGUGUGACAGCAUUGGAGAAGACUUGGCACACUGAACAUUUCUUUUGCGC